Molecule: messenger RNA, 760 nt
Organism: Pygoscelis adeliae (Adelie penguin)
Lineage: Eukaryota; Metazoa; Chordata; Aves; Sphenisciformes; Spheniscidae
Gene: THRSP
Product: thyroid hormone responsive
Exons: 2
Coding region: 52-447 (131 amino acids)
Biological process (GO): regulation of lipid biosynthetic process
Cellular component (GO): cytosol
Source: RefSeq, a predicted model, not a curated record
CACCCCGAGAAGAGCCCAGACCAGCGCUGUCGGAGCCGCGGGAGCGGGGCCAUGGAGCAGUACUUCUCAGCCACCCAGAAGAUGGAGCAGGAGGUGAUGUUCCCCAGCCUGCUCCGAGGGGUCUUCCCGCAGCAGGAGGGGGCGGCCCCGGCCGCGGGCGGCCACGCAGACCUCUACGAGCGCUACCAGCUCCUCAAGGCCAUCAAGCCCAUGGUAGAGAAAGGCCUGGCCUCUGUCAACGACCAGAGUCAGACCGGUGCUGAUGCCGACACAUCCUCGGAUGACAAUGACACCAUGGAUGCCCAGCUGGAGGAGCGCCUGUCCCACCACCUGGCCGGCUUGCAGCAGGUCCUCACCCACCUCACCAGGGACACCAACGCCCUCACCCGGAGGUACAGCCAGAUCCUGGAGCAGAUCAGCCCCAGCGAGGGGCAGCCCAGCUGGUGACCCUGCCCCGGCCGCCAGGAUGGGCGCCGGUGGCACGACGGAGAAGACGUCCCCAUCGCUGACCAUCGCGGGCUCUUCCCCAGCCCCGCUCGCCCUCCCCGCACCGCGGCAGCUGAUCUCCCAGCGCUGGCACCGCACGCCGGCGACGGCUGGGACCACCCGAGGACCAGAUGGUGCCUUAUCCUCAUAGGAAGAAGCAUCUGGUUGUUCCUAUGGGAGGUCCGUCAGAAGAGCCACACGGCUCGUGCCCUGCUCUUUAUUUUCAAAGAGUGGCACGAAGGCGGUGGCGUUGCACGGUGGCCCCGACCUCCGA